AUGGAUAAGUCAUGGAUGCACUCGGAUAGAAGAUCGAAGGCAUAUGAGUUAGGGGUGGAAGCAUUUUUGAACUUUUCUGUAGAAAAUCUUCUAACUACCACACAUAUCCGUUGUCCAUGUGUUAAAUGUGUUAAUUUGAAAUUGUUUGGGGUUGGAAUUAUAAGGGAUCACUUAUACUUUAAUGGAGUUGACCAAAGCUAUAAGAAUUGGACAUUUCACGGAGAACCUUGGGAAGCAGCUACUAAUGCUAGUAGAAAUGUUGAAGAAGAUGAUGACCAUAGUAGGUACAGUUUUGUGUCUGAAGAAAUAGAGAUGGAUGAUAAUGAUUUUGGUGAUUUUGGAUCUGAUCCUUAUGAGUUUGCCAAUGUGAUUGGGGAUGGAGAUCAACCAUUGUACCCUGGUUGUAGAAAGUACACGAAGUUAUCGGCAUUAGUGAAGUUGUAUAAUUUGAAGGCAAAAUAUGGGAUGAGUGAUGUCUGUUUUACAGAAUUAUUGAUACUUCAAGGCGAUUUGCUUCCAGAAGGAAAUACAAUACCGGCCUCUAUGUAUGAGGCAAAAAAGACUUUGUGUGCAUUGGGGCUGAGUUAUGAGAAAAUGCACGCAUGCCCCAAUGAUUGCAUCUUGUAUAGGAAGGAGUAUGAGGAUUUAACUCAUUGUCCUAAUUGUGGUAUCUCAAGGUGGAAGGAAGGCAAAGAUUCAAUCUUGAAAGAGGGUGUGCCAGCGAAGGUGGUGUGGUAUUUUCCUCCAAUUCCAAGGUUUAAAAGGAUGUUUCGAUCACAUGAGACCGCUAAGAGUUUGACUUGGCAUGCUGCUAGAAAAUCAAUUGACGGUUAUAUGUCUCAUCCAGCGGAUUCCCCGUCUUGGAAACUUCUUGAUGAUAAAUGGCCCGAGUUUGGUAAUGAGCCGAGAAACUUGAGAUUGGCUCUUUCAUCUGAUGGAUUCAAUCCCCACAGUUCUCUAAGUAGCAGAUAUAGUUGCUGGCCAGUUAUCUUAGUUACAUAUAAUCUCCCUCCAUGGCUGUGCAUGAAACGAAAGUUCAUGAUGUUGACCUUAUUGAUUUCCGGUCCUAAACAGCCCGGAAAUGAUAUAGACGUCUACUUGGAGCCUUUGAUUGAUGAUUUAAAAUCUUUGUGGGAUGGGAUUGGAGGAGUGUAUGAUGCACAUAAUGGAGAAUACUUUACACUCAGAGCUGCAUUAAUGUGGACAAUUAAUGAUUUCCCCGCCUAUGGAAACUUAUCUGGUUGUGUUGUUAAAGGAUAUAAAGCUUGUCCAAUAUGCGGCGAUGAUACACCUAGUCACAGGUUGAAAAAUGGCCACAAAAUUUGUUACAUUGGGCAUAGAAAAUGGUUACCGAUCAAUCAUCCAUAUAGGAGGCAACGUGCAGCUUUUAAUGGGAAACCUGAAUAUGGCACGCCUCCUGAGCCAUUAACCGGAGAAGAAGUGCUGCAUAUGGUUGAAGAUGGUGACAGAGUUUGUUGGAAGAAGAAAUCAAUAUUCUUUGAUCUCGAGUAUUGGAAAUACCUUCCUGUGAGGCAUGUCCUAGAUGUUAUGCACAUUGAGAAGAACGUUUGCGAUAGUAUCAUUGGUACAUUGCUGGAGAUCCCUGGAAAAAAUAAAGAUGGGAUUGCUGCUCGAUUAGAUUUAUUGAACAUGGGGGUCAAAACUGAUUUGCAACCCGAGUAUGGAGAAAGACGUACUCGUUUGCCUCCCGGGCCUUGGAAUUUGUCAAGAGCAGAGAAGAGAGAGGUUUGCAAUUCUUUCUAUGGUAUGAAGGUCCCUGAAGGUUAUUCUUCAAAUAUAAAAAAUCUUGUAUCUUUACAAGAUUCAAGACUUCUUGGCCUUAAAUCACAUGAUUGUCAUACCUUAAUGCAACAAUUGCUCCCUGUGGCAAUUCGUUCUGUUUUGGAGAAGCCUGCAAGGUAUGCAAUAACUCGUUUGUGCUUCUUCUUCAAUGCUAUAUGUGCAAAGACUGUUGAUGUUUCCAAGCUAGAUAAGUUGGAAGAAGAUGUAGUAGUUACUUUGUGUUUGCUUGAGAAGUACUUUCCCCCUUCAUUCUUUGAUAUCAUGGUUCAUCUAGUAGUACAUCUUGUCAGAGAAGUUCGUCUGUGUGGGCCAGUAUAUUUUAGAUGGAUGUAUCCGUUUGAAAGAUAUAUGAAAGUGCUAAAGGGGUAUGUUCAGAAUCGUACUCGUCCCGAAGGUUGCAUUGCUGAGCGGUAUAUAGCUGAAGAAGCUGUAGAGUUUUGUACCGAGCAUUUAUCUGAUGUUAGUACAGUUGGAGUGCCUUCAAGCCAAAAGAUGGGAGUUUCAAAGCCAUUAUCAGGUUGCACAGUGAGCGUAGUUGAUCGGGACCUGUUGAACCAAGCACAUCUAUAUGUCUUGGAGAAUACGGAGGAAGUCCUACCUUAUAUCGAGCAACAUAUGAUCCACAUCCAGACCGCUUAUCCAAAAUUUAGAAAGAGAACAAAGUGGCUGCAGGAUAAGCACAAUAGCACUUUCAUUCAAUGGCUACGCUUCAAGUUGCUAGUGGCCAAGGAUAAAAACCCAAUUCUCUCAAAUAUGGGUUUCUAUGGUGUCAUUCAAGAAAUUUGGGACCUUGACUACCAAAAGUUUACAAUCCCAGUCUUUAGGUGUGAUUGGAUUGAUAAUACUUCUGGUCUUGUAGUGGACGAACUUGGAUUUACCCUUGUAGAUUUGAGUAAAAUUGGACAUAGGAAUGACCAAUUUGUUUUGGCUUCUCAAGUCAAACAAGUAUUUUUUGUUGACGACCCGAUGCAUCGUGGUUGGUCGGUAGUGUUAUCAAUGCCUAAUAGAGAAUAUAAUGAUGUUAUUGGUGAUGAUGUCUUAGGUGAUGUGAGAAUUGAGUGUGAGCCAUUUACUAGGGGGAUGCCAAAUGUUGACACAUUUGAUGAAGUGGUGGUUGAGUUAGGGAGUCAAAAUAUUCGAGAUGGGUGUGAAGAUAUAUGGGUUGAAUGA
Messenger RNA from Prunus armeniaca (apricot), 2973 nucleotides. NCBI's taxonomy places the organism in Eukaryota, Viridiplantae, Streptophyta, Magnoliopsida, Rosales, Rosaceae. The record is from the annotation of a GenBank genome assembly.